AUGUUUACCACGCAUGAGGCAAGACGACGCCAAGGAACACAGGGCCGCAAAUCCAGCAACAAGAAUCCCGAAGAAGAUCAACGGAGGAUCGUUUACCUCGCUGCAUCGGAGAGUCCUCUGCAAGAUGCGAGUGUCAUGUGCGAAGAUCCCUUCGACUCUCUACCAGUCAAGAGCUUCCCGGGGAUGCAUGAACUGGUUGAAUACUACUUCGACGUCUACCCCGGUGUCUUGGCAAUGACUGAUGACCUCUUCUUAAAGAAAAAGGACAAAGAACGGAAUGCAGUUGGAAGACGAAGCAAUACGGUCUGGGACAUCAUGUCUUCGGAGGAGACACCGUUCCUCGUUCUCCUGGCAGAAAUGUCACGCUUCCUCGACACAGCCAACCCCCAAGCCAAGUGGCGGAAAUGCCACUUCACACUGCGGGAAAGGGCACUAAGAUCAAUCAGAGAGGGCUUGUCCAAGACAGCAACAGAGCCGUGGAAUAUCUCCGACGGCUACAUCGCCGCAGUAGCGGGCAUGCAAGGCGCAGCGACCAUCUUCGGCGAAAAGAAAGCCGCCAUCUCCCACCUCGCCGGCAUGCGCGAACUCGUCCGGCUGCGCGGCGGCAUCGACACCUUCCAAGGCAUCGCGCGCCGCAUCAUCAUCUGGUGCGAGUUCUACGUCUGCGCCGCGCACCACCUGCUGCCGACCAUCGCGCCCAUCCCGCCCGCUCCUUCUUCCCCUGUAGUUGACGACAACGACGAUGAUGAUACCUCGUCGCCCUUCCCCGCCGCCUUCCGCUCCCUCGUCUCCCUCACGCAUUCCCGGACUCUUGCACGUUUACCGCAGCACUGGCACUACCCCGGUAGUAGUCCGACCGUCUUCCCCCUCGUCCGCAUCCUCCACGCCUUGCAUCUCGUCAGCACCGCCAAGUCCGCAGCUUGGGCACCGGACCUCAUGCCGCCGGGCCCCUCGCGCGAUGCCGUGACGUCCGUCCUUGAUGAUGCGGGGCAUUCGCUGCUUGUUCAGCUCGCACUAUCCGAGGACGAGAGCGGCAUUGUCCAGGUGCAGGACGAAGAGGAGGACGAUGACGAGUGGAGGGAAAUCAGGGAGGAAGGGGGAGUAAGGGCGAAUGAGGCGGAAGGGGAGAAUGCGGAGGACCGCUGGCUCCGCGUCGUGCUGCUGCAUGCGGCGCAUGUCUAUCUCUGGGCCACGCUGAGCCAUAUUCCGCCUGGGGCGCAGAUGAAUGUGUUGUUUUUGGAGAGGUUGAGGAGAGCGUUGGAUUUGGAGGGUGGGGAUGAGGGGGGAGAGGAGAUUGGUAGUGGCAGUCGGAGUGGUGGUGGGGUUAGCGUGCGUGCGGCGUUAGCUCGGUGCGGUGGGGAGGCUGGAGAGGGCCUGAUGUGGGCGUUGGCGGUGGGGUGGUAUCUGGCGGACAAGAUAUGGAUCAUGGCGCAGAGCGGGAAAGAUCAAGUCCGCAUGGCGGCAAGAGGGGGGAUGAUGUUGGGGUGGUUCGAGGAUCGGAUUGCGGAGCUGUUGGAGGCGUUUGGCGUCGGGGAAGAAGGAGGCACGGAGCUUGCGGCGCGGGUGGUGGCGGAUUUUCCGGGGACGGAUGAGUUUAGGAGGGGCUGGCACUGUUUACUGUUGCAGCAGAGAUUUCGUGGGCUGCAUUACUGA
Lasiodiplodia theobromae is the source of this 1653-nucleotide messenger RNA. RefSeq lists its product as uncharacterized. Lineage: Eukaryota; Fungi; Ascomycota; Dothideomycetes; Botryosphaeriales; Botryosphaeriaceae. The record is from RefSeq and is a predicted model, not a curated record. The coding region runs from base 1 to 1653 and encodes 550 amino acids. The transcript is spliced from 4 exons.